AAGGGGCUCCUUCCUCUACUUGGCUUCUCUAUCCAAAAUGAGGCGUCUACCGGACUGGUGCUUUUUGCACCUGCGGGCAGCUGUCCUGCUAGUGCUGCAAGAGCGGGGCUCCUCUGGUUCCUCUUCACAUUCCCUGCGUGUGCUUUACACACUGGUGUCACUGCCCAUCGAGGACAUGCCGAAGUUCUUUGUGGUGGGGUUUUUGGAUGACCAGUUAAUUGGUCACUAUGAUAGCAACAGGAGGUUGUGUCUGCCUGAAAUGGCCUGGCUGAAGAUAGAAGGGCAUGGCGACUUCUGGGACUGGAUCACAUGGAGAAUCCAGGACUCUGAGAAGAGGUUUUGGAGGGACCUGGCUACCCUACAGGAAUGCUACAACCAGAGCAGAGGGCUUCACACCUGGCAGCGCUUGUUUGGCUGUGAAGUAAGUGAAGAUGGGCGCAAAACAGGAUAUUAUCGGUAUGCCUAUGAUGGGAGGGACUUCAUCAGCUUGGACACGGAGAGUGUCACCUGGACAGAGGCUGAUAUCGGGGCCCAAGUGAUCAAGAGCAAGUGGGAGGCUGAGCCUCUUAUCAACCAGAACAGGAAACACUUCAUGGAGGAGGAAUGCAUUGAAUUGCUGCAAGAAUUCUGGGACUAUGGGAAGGAAGCUUUGUCGAAGAGAGAGUCCCCAAUAGUGAAGGUGACACGCAAGAUGGACAAUGCCAGCCUGGAAAUCCUCACCUGUCGGGUCCAUGGUUUUUAUCCCAGAGAGAUUGAUGCCAUGUGGCUGAAGGACAGAGAAGUCUGGGAGCAUGAAACACUUCAUGGGGGUGUUGUCCCCAACUCAGAUGGGACAUACUACACCUGGCUCAGUACUGAGGUUGACCCCAAGGAGAGGGACUGCUAUCAGUGCCACGUGGAACACGAUGCCCUGCAGGAGCCUCUGACCAUGGCCUGGGAAGGACCUGAAUCUGGGUUCCAGAUGAGGCCUUUGGGAACCAAGUGGGUAGCCAUUGUUGCCGCCAUCCUCCUCGGGGCUGGAAUCUUCUUAAUCUAUAUCAAGAAGCAGAAAAGAAAUCGUUACCCAGAAGCAUCAACAUCAUCUGAGAUGGAAGCCAAGAGAAUCGAUGACUUGCUGUUAACUGUACCUCCUGAGAGCCACUGCCAGCCCUGGACACCCCGCCUAAUCCUGCCUCUGGCCUAGCUCCAGUUUGGGCUUAUCUUUCAAAUGAGAUGCAACAGUAUUGAGACUGAUUAGCAGUGUGCCAUUAUUUUAAAUGGAAUGAUUCUGGAAUGAAUUAUUUUUACCAUUUUUCUUUUUUGUUUCACAUUUUGUUGUAAUAUUUUUUAAAUAAUCACAUUCAACAUCCACUUCAACAAAGAACAGAUCAUCAGGAAUGAUUCAUAGGAGUUCUUGAGAGAACAUCCAUCUAGGGACAAAUGUACAGUAUCCUCAUUGGGGCUUGCCCUUGGGGUUGGGGUGGGACAUGCUGAAUGGGUCAUUCAGAAUUUGAAGUGCCCCCUGCCCUCAUCCCCCCCCAUAUGCAGGCACUUGCAGCUGCUCAGAGGGGCUAGCAGAGGGCUUUGCAGAGUCUCCACACUAUGGCUUGCCCUGGAGCAUGGCUCCCACAGCAGUCGCUGUGCUCUGACCCAGCCAGGCCCCUCUGGCGCACUGUGUUUGGCUGUGCACAAUUGUGUCUCCUUAGGAAGGAGAGCUGGUCUUGUGGUAGCAAACAUGACUUGUCCCCUAAGCUAAGCAGGGUCUGCCCUGGUUGCAUAUGAAUGAGAGACUUGAUGUGUGAGCACUAAGAUAUUCCCCUUACGGGAUGGAGCCACUCUGGGAAGAGCAGAAGGUUCCAAGUUCCCUCCCUGGCUUCUCCAAGAUAGAGCUGAGAGAGAUUCCUGCCUGCAACCUGGGAGAAGCCGCUGCCAGUCUGUGCAGACAAUACUGAGCUAGAUGGACCUAUGGUCUGACUCAGUAUAUGGCAGCUUCCUAUGUCUCUGACUGUGCUGUGCUCUGCGCUGGGUCAGUACAGCUGCUGCAGUGAAAGCCAUGUUUUGGAGCUGGCUGCAGUGGGGAGACUCCAGGCAGCAAUCUCUGCACUGCCCACCGCUGGUCCUUCUGAGCAGCCAGGAGUGCCCUAGGUACGGGAGGGGUGAUGGCUUGAGUGGGUCUUAGGGCGCUGGCCCCAAUUCCCACCCCCACCUCCAAAGGAUGGGCCUGAUCCUUAUCCCUGGAAUGUUUGUAAUAUGUAAGUUUAAUGGAAAUAUGAUGUUCCCAAUAUAGAUGUUUUACCAGUCUAGCCUAGGUGGUGGUGUGGUGUGUGGUGUCUUCCACCUUUCUGCAAUACAAAUUCUUGCUGCUGUAAGGAGAUGUGAUCUACAUCGGCUUUCAAUACAUUGUCUCCUUGAAAUGUAUUUUUGAAAAUGAAUGAAUUUUGGCUCCUUCGUUAA
Molecule: messenger RNA, 2433 nt
Organism: Hemicordylus capensis (graceful crag lizard)
Lineage: Eukaryota; Metazoa; Chordata; Lepidosauria; Squamata; Cordylidae
Product: major histocompatibility complex class I-related gene protein-like
Exons: 7
Coding region: 38-1183 (381 amino acids)
Biological process (GO): immune response
Cellular component (GO): external side of plasma membrane
Source: RefSeq, a predicted model, not a curated record